Messenger RNA from Eucalyptus grandis, 4099 nucleotides. Its product is annotated as type II inositol polyphosphate 5-phosphatase 15. Bases 155 to 3523 code for a protein of 1122 amino acids. NCBI's taxonomy places the organism in Eukaryota, Viridiplantae, Streptophyta, Magnoliopsida, Myrtales, Myrtaceae. The transcript has 11 exons. Gene Ontology annotation, molecular function: protein binding; phosphatase activity. Gene Ontology annotation, biological process: phosphatidylinositol dephosphorylation. The record is from RefSeq and is a predicted model, not a curated record.
UCUUGGUCGGGUGGGAGAGAUCACGCAAGGACGGCGACGGCAUAAGCACGUUGUCUCCGCCCCCUGAAUUCGCGCGCUGUCCUGUCCGAUCCGAUCCUCGCCGUCGUCCUUCCCCGCGAUUCUCUCUCAACCUCCGCCUCGCGAGGGCGGAGGAAUGGGCGACAAUUACGAUUUCGACCUCCUCACCGGCCCCAGCUCCGCCAGCCCUCCCCCGCCUCGGCCCCUCUUCACUACCCGCUUCGAGUCCUCUUCCUCGUCGGAUGAGGAGGAUGCCGGCGCCGGCGGCGAGGAGGAGGAUGCCGGCGACGACAUCGCCUCCACCACGCGGCGCCUCGAUUACAUGCUCCAGUUCUUGGAUCGCAAGCUCUCCACCUCGUCCGCGUCCGACGCGGCGCCUCCCGCGGGCGGCGAGCGAGAUUCGAGGAGCUCGGCGGCGGCGGCGGCGGCGGCGGCGGCGCUGCCGGAGUUCGUGGCCCGGGGAGGGGGCGCGGGCGUCUUCAAGCUGCCGGCCCGGGCGGCGGUCCAUCCCGGGCGGCCGCCGUGCGUGGAGGUGAGGCCGCACCCCCUGAGGGAGACCCAGAUCGGGUGUUCCCUGGGGGCUCUCGUGGCCACACGUUCUCAGCUGUGGGCCGGCGGCGAGAGGAGUAUCAGGGUUUGGGACUUGGCCGCGGACCUCUAUGCAGCGGCAGCGACCGGGAGGGGCGACGGGGUCGAUGCUGAACCCGACACUGUGCCCUACCGGGAAUCGGUGGAUUUGAUGUCGCCCACCUUGUGCUUGGUGGCCGACGAGGCAAGCCAGCUGGUGUGGAGCGGUCACCGGGACGGGAGGGUCAAGUGCUGGAGCAUGUCGUUUGGUUCUUCUUCUUCUUCUGUUGCUGCGUCUAGUGGUAAAACUCGCUUCAGGGAAACACUUUCGUGGCUGGCUCAUCGAGGGCCCGUCCUCUCCCUCGUGAUCUCUUCUCAUGGGGAUCUGUGGUCAGGUUCAGAGGGUGGUGUUAUGAAAAUUUGGCCAUGGGAAGCUAUCGAGAAAUCUCUUUCUUUAACAGUGGAAGAAAGACAUAAGGCUGCUUUCAUUGUGGACAGAUCAUAUAUUGAACCUCAGAACUAUGUUAACACAAAUAAUUUCGGUAACAGUUUAGCAGCUGAUGUUAAGCACUUAUUUUCAGAUAAUUAUGCAGGCACAGUGUGGAGUUUUGGAUAUCAGUCAUUUGCCCUUUGGGAUGCUCGUACGAGGGAGUUAUUGAAAGUUUAUAGUGUAGAUGCACAGGUAGAGAACCGAGGUGACAUCUCAACACCGCAGGAUUAUUCAGUGGAAUAUUUUUCUAGUCCAAGAAAGGAAAAACCACAGAACUCCUUUGGUUUUUUUCAGCGGUCUCGCAAUGUUAUAUUAGGAGCUGCUGAUGCUGUUCGUCGAGUGGCAACAAAAGGGGCAUUUGGAGAUGAAUCUAGGAAAAUGGAAGCACUUGUUACAACAAUAGAUGGGAAGGUUUGGACUGGGUGUGCGAGUGGCUUACUGAUACAAUGGGAUGGAAAGGGAAAUCGUCUGCAAGAUUUCCAGCACCACUCUUUCCCUGUGCAAUGUCUUUGUACAUUUGGACUUCGCAUAUGGGUUGGUUAUGCAAGUGGUUUUAUAAAUGUACUAGACCUUGAGGGUAAUCUGCUUGGAGAAUGGGUGGCCCACAGCAGUGCUGUUCUAAAAUUAGCUGUAGGGGCUGGAUAUGUCUUCAGCUUGGCUAAACAUGGAGGUAUACGUGGUUGGAGCAUUACAUCUCCUGGACGUAUUGACAGCAUACUACGUUCAGAAUUGGCUGGCAAAGAGUUUCUGUACACUAGGAUAGCAAACAUAAAAAUAUUGGCUGGAACAUGGAAUGUUGGACAAGAAAGAGCUUCUAGAGAGUCUCUCAUAUCAUGGCUGGGCUCUGCGGCCUCUGGUGCAAGUAUCGUUGUUGUUGGGCUGCAAGAAGUUGAAAUGGGCGCUGGUUUUCUUGCUGUGUCUGCAGCCAAAGAAACAGUGGGGCUUGAGGGUAGUUCAGUUGGACAAUGGUGGCUGGAUAUGAUUGGCAAAACAUUGGAUGAGGGGUCAACCUUUGAACGUAUGGGCUCUAGGCAAUUAGCUGGCUUGCUCAUUGCUGUGUGGGUCAGAAAUACUCUAAAACCUCAUGCUGGAGAUGUUGAUGCUGCAGCAGUUCCUUGUGGCUUUGGGCGUGCAAUUGGAAACAAGGGAGCUGUUGGUUUGAGGAUUAGAGUGUAUGAUCGAAUCAUGUGCUUUGUGAAUUGUCACUUCGCUGCACAUGCUGAAGCGGUUGCUCGUCGGAAUGGUGAUUUCGAUCAUGUCUAUAGGAGUAUGACCUUCACCAGAGCAUCUACGUUUUCCAAUGUGGUAGCUGUCGGUGCAUCUUCUGCUGUCCAAAUGCUCCGUGGAACAAAUUCAGCUGAAGUAAUGCCGGAGUUGUCUGAGGCAGACCUGGUCAUAUUUUUGGGCGAUUUCAAUUACCGGCUUGAUGAUAUAACAUUUGAUGAAGCGAGAGAUUUUGUUUCUCAGAGAUCUUUUGAUUGGCUUAGGGAGAAGGAUCAGCUCCGAAUAGAGAUGGCAGCUGGUAAUGUUUUCCAAGGAAUGCGUGAAGCAGUUGUUAAAUUUCCUCCUACGUACAAGUUUGAACGGCACCAGGCUGGAUUAGCAGGGUAUGAUUCUGGUGAAAAGAAGCGCAUUCCUGCAUGGUGUGACAGAAUUUUGUACCGUGAUAGCCGCUCAGCUCCAGAUUCCGAAUGCAGUUUAAAGUGUCCUGUAGUCUCUUCAAUAGUACGAUAUGAGUCUUGCAUGGAUGUGACAGACAGUGAUCACAAACCAGUUCGUUGUAUGUUUAAUGUGGACAUAGCUCGAGUCGAUGAGUCAGUGCGAAGGCAAGAAUUUGGUGAAGUUGUUGCCCAAAAUGAGAGAGUUAAGUCUAUGCUCAAAGGGUUACUUAUGAUUCCAGAAACCAUUGUCAGCACCAACAACAUAAUCCUUCAAAAUCAGGACACGUCUAUUUUGCGAAUUACAAAUAAAUCUGGGAAGCAUGAUGCUUUAUUUCAAAUAAUUUGCCAAGGUGUCUCUAUGAUCAAAGACGAUGGACAGGCAUUAAACCAUCACCCAAGAGGUUCCUUCGGCUUUCCGCAAUGGCUUAGGGUUUGCCCUGUUUCUGGCAUUAUUGAACCUGAGCAUACCACUGAGGUAUCAGUUCAUCAUGAAAAGUUCCAGACCUUGGAGGAGUUUGUUGAUGGUGUCCCUCAGAACAGUUGGUGUGAGGACAACAGAGACAAGGAAGUUGUAUUAGAGGUGAGAGUGAGUAGCAGCUACAUGACUGAGACACGGAAUCACCGUAUUCGCGUUCGGCACUGCUUUUCAUCCAAAGGGAAACAAGUUGACCUUAUAUCUUUGGAUCCCAAGCAAGCACAAAUUAAUCUCCUUCACCGAUCUGAUCUCCAACGACUUAGUGAUUCCUAUGACAUGGUUGACCACUUUCGGAAUUUACAUAGUCCAUGAAAUGACAGGUGGUAGAGGAGCAUAAGCUCAUGCAUGGUUGACUGGGUGAAUUGCUACAAGCUGACGUCUUACGUCUUAUAGCACUCUGGUUCACAAGCAUUGCCACCUUCCACCAAAACUUAGUUUGUUUUCUUUCUCAAUCUGUACAAAACUUGUUUUGUAUUUAGAGGCCAGCAUAAGCUAUUAAUGGAGGCAGUUACUGGGUUGGACAUUGGAUCUUGAGGUGUAGUUGCCACCGGCUUCACCAUGGCUUCAUAGGGUGGUGUCAAGCACAAACAAAACCACCAGUGCUUCUGGAAGAUAAGCCAGUUUCUUGAGGUAAAUUAAAUUUCAUAUCAAGUGGCUGGAAACGAAGGUUCAUUGUGCUUCUGAAACUUAUCCAUGAAUAAGUUUCUCCAUUUUGUUACAUACGUACAUCUCCUCUUGAGUUAUUUAAAGCUUUAAGCGAGUGUGAAUUUUUCAGACAUGGAAACGAAGGUUCAUUGUGCUCUAUUCCUGAAGGUUGUCGUUCAGUCUAUUAAGCCAACAUAUUAUUUGUGCUUCAUUUUUUCCUUUAACCCGUAAGAAUUUUAACUC